UGCCCUCCCCCACAUCCUGUGUGUUUUUGCCAUGGUCUGCCUGGGCCGCGCUCCAGCCCCGGAUGUGGGUGACUGUGACAGGUGCUGGGCCCCAGGGAGAACGUCACAAACAUGUAGCAAUCGCCUGGCCGCUGCUGGAGGGGAGAGUGGCUGAGCGCUGGCUGCGCUGCCCGUAGACCUGCCCGGGGCUAGCUCACCAUGUGGGGCCCUGCCCUGCCCUUCCUCUGCCUCCUCAUUGACGCUGUCUCCGCUCAGGGACAGGGGCCGUGUGGGGAUUGCUACCAGAUCCAGACGCCCGUCAUCGUCGGCGUGGUAAUCGGCGACCUCAUCUUCACCCUGUUCCUCAUCGCUGGGGUGUAUCACUGCACCAAGCGCUGCGGCAAACCCACGGGCAACAGCGAAGACCAGAAGGUUUAUAUGAACAUGCCUGGAAGAGUCAACUGACCCUCCCCCCCACUCCCACCCCCACCACCUAGCUGAUCCCACUGCAAACACCAUCCUCACCACCGGGAGAUCGACAUUCUCCGCAGAUACCAGCACUUCCUUGCCCCAACACAUGGGACAUGGGGCCUUUCCCCUCUAGGAGGCGCCGGCUCCGAUCUGGCCCCAGGGUGCGGACUGGCUGGCCCACAGAGGCGGAGAAUGGGACAUGGGGCCUUUCCCCUCUAGGGAGGGCUGACUCCAAUACAGCCCCAGAUCGGGGGACUG
This is a messenger RNA of Malaclemys terrapin pileata, 708 nucleotides long. RefSeq names its product hematopoietic cell signal transducer (gene HCST). The record is from RefSeq and is a predicted model, not a curated record. The coding region runs from base 199 to 444 and encodes 81 amino acids. Gene Ontology annotation, cellular component: membrane. Gene Ontology annotation, molecular function: phosphatidylinositol 3-kinase binding; signaling receptor binding. Lineage: Eukaryota; Metazoa; Chordata; Testudines; Emydidae. Gene Ontology annotation, biological process: regulation of immune response; positive regulation of phosphatidylinositol 3-kinase/protein kinase B signal transduction. The transcript is spliced from 4 exons.